This is a messenger RNA of Phragmites australis (common reed), 1338 nucleotides long. RefSeq names its product 1,4-dihydroxy-2-naphthoyl-CoA synthase, peroxisomal-like. Gene Ontology annotation, molecular function: 1,4-dihydroxy-2-naphthoyl-CoA synthase activity. Gene Ontology annotation, biological process: menaquinone biosynthetic process. NCBI's taxonomy places the organism in Eukaryota, Viridiplantae, Streptophyta, Magnoliopsida, Poales, Poaceae. Bases 85 to 1095 code for a protein of 336 amino acids. The record is from RefSeq and is a predicted model, not a curated record. The transcript is spliced from 9 exons. Gene Ontology annotation, cellular component: cytosol.
CCCGAACACAAACCUCAUCCAAAAUCCACCAAGCCCCAGACUCCCAACCAAUACCUGGCGCGCACAUCCGCGCUAGCUCUCGCCAUGGACGCGGCGGAGAGGAGGCUCGCCCGCGUCGCGGCCCACCUCCUGCCCUCCCACCCGCUCCCGCCGCUCGCCUCCGCGCAUCCCCUCGCGCCUUCUCCCACGGCAGCGUCGUCGUCGUCGCCCGCGGGGGAUAGCUACCGCCGCGUGCACGGCGACGUGCCGUCGGAGCCCCCGGAGUGGCGCGCAUCGACGGACGAGUCCGGGAAGGGCUUCGUUGACGUCAUCUACGAGAAGGCCGUCGGCGAGGGCAUCGCCAAGAUCACCAUAAACCGGCCGGAUAGAAGGAACGCGUUCCGGCCACUGACCGUGAAGGAGCUUAUGCGCGCCUUCAACGAUGCUAGAGACGACAGUUCGAUUGGUGUUAUCAUACUAACUGGGAAGCAGGGAACCAAGGCGUUCUGUAGCGGCGGUGACCAGGCGUUAAGAGAUUCUGAUGGAUAUGUUGACUUCGAUAGCUUUGGCCGCCUCAACGUUCUAGACCUCCAGGUGCAAAUUCGCCGUCUUCCAAAGCCUGUUAUAGCUAUGGUAGCUGGCUAUGCUGUUGGCGGCGGACAUGUUUUGCAUAUGGUGUGUGACCUAACAAUUGCAGCUGACAAUGCGAUAUUUGGGCAGACAGGGCCCAAGGUUGGAAGUUUUGAUGCUGGCUAUGGAUCUUCAAUAAUGUCGCGGUUGGUUGGGCCGAAGAGAGCCCGCGAGAUGUGGUUUCUGUCACGGUUCUACACUGCGGAUGAAGCUGACAGAAUGGGACUUGUGAACACUGUAGUGCCACUUGCUGAAUUGGAGCGAGAAACGGUGAAAUGGUGUCGACAGAUCUUAAGAAACAGCCCCAUGGCCAUUCGGGUUCUGAAAUCUGCACUCAACGCAGCCGAUGACGGCCAUGCAGGUCUUCAGGAGCUUGGCGGUAAUGCCACACUGAUAUUCUACGGCACUGAAGAGGCGAAGGAAGGGAAGAAUGCGUACGUGGAGAGACGACGCCCUGAUUUCUCGAAGUUCCCACGGAAACCUUGAGCUUCACCCAAUGCGUGAUGAUCUAGUAAAAAAAUCUUACUCGACCUCGUUUUUAACUUGGUCAUAAGAGAUGGUACAGUCCUAAAUAAUUGCCAGCCGGUGUAUAUUGUAGAUCAGUAUUGUUUACUACAUGUGGGGCGAUGGAUGAUGGCCGUUCUUUGUCAACCUAUUGGCAUUAGCGAGAAAUGUGAUUUAUAUGAAUAUUCAGAACGAUGAAAAAUAAAGCUGGGUGCAUUUGAUACA